Molecule: messenger RNA, 2960 nt
Organism: Oncorhynchus tshawytscha (Chinook salmon)
Lineage: Eukaryota; Metazoa; Chordata; Actinopteri; Salmoniformes; Salmonidae
Gene: tmem269
Product: transmembrane protein 269
Exons: 7
Coding region: 245-970 (241 amino acids)
Biological process (GO): phospholipid biosynthetic process
Cellular component (GO): membrane
Molecular function (GO): phosphotransferase activity, for other substituted phosphate groups
Source: RefSeq, a predicted model, not a curated record
CUGUGGGGCUUUAAAAGCAGGCGCGCUUAGACGCAAAGUGAGAUACUUUGGACAGGAGAAUCAUUAUUGGAAUGCGAUAAGCAGCCACUUUGUACACAUGAAGAAGUAACUAUUACAGAAGAUAUACUUAUUUAAUACGAUUAUUUAGUUCCAUUCAAGACGUGUCAAUCAUUUGCACUAUUUCAGCAGCAUCUUAAGGUCAUUCCAGCUGCUGUGCUGUGGGCAGACUGACGCAGAGAGAACCAUGAUUCUGCUGACUCCAUCCUCUGGUUUCUUCCAGCACACCAAUAAGCUCUUUCUGAGCGAGCAGGCCACUGGUGUCCAGCUCAAGGAGUUUGUACGCAAAAAUGCAGCCAAUGCUCUGUCUAUGGCCAACAUGCUUAUGGGCAUGGCCUCUAUUCUCUGCAGCCUGAACGGCCACCAACAUGCUGCCUGCUGGCUGGUCCUGAUUGGCUACCUGCUGGACUUGGCAGACGGGGCAGUUGCCAGGCGACUGGAUGCAUGCUCUGCACUAGGUGCUAAACUGGAUGAUUUUGCAGAUUUCACAACCUUUGGGAUUGCAACUUCAUUGCUCCUGAGGACACAUGCCUUAAUGGACAACAUCCUGUGCAUGUGCUAUGUCCUGUCUGUGAUUGUCCGACUCUGCUUCUUCUCCAGCGGCAUCCCCUUCAUGUACCGUGGCCUGCCAUGUAUCUACUCUUCUGCCAUCCUAGCCUGUCUCUCCCUGCUGACCGGAGGUAACAUGGUGAUCCUGCGGGUCACUGCUGUGGCCAUGAUCCUCUUCAUGGUCAACCAGGGAUUCUACCCUCACGACAGGGUCCUGGAGUCACAGGCCUGGAAGAAGGUGGUCUAUGCUGGAGGAGUUGUCAUGGUGUUCUGUUCCUCUUUCCCUCCGGCAUGUGUGUACUACCUGUUGUGGUCUGUGUCCUACAUUUUGUUCCCAACAACACUAUGGAGCUGCAAAGUGUAGUAGGCAUUAAAGGCCUUGCUACAAAUUCACACUCGCACAUGGCUUGUCAACAGGCUGUCCAGUGGGGUUAACUAAAGCGCCCAGACUGCUGCUGCCUACAGCGGAUCGAAACAGGACGUAAGAGGACGUUGUAAUGUUUUUGUAAGAUUGAACUGCCUUCAUCAUGAACACUUGAUGGAUAAUGUACUGUACCUUAGCCAUUUUGUUUUUGAAUAAGAUAGGGUUUGGGUAUCUGUAGCUAUUAUGUUUGUACAAUACAACUGCAGAGUCGUACUGUACUGCCUAGUGUGUGUGUGUGUGUGUGUGUGUGUGUGUACUGUAUCAUCCUUAUGCACAAAUUGUGCUUGAGAUUACUACAACAAUAAUACAAAAUUAUUUUCAGUCAUUAAUAAAGUCAUUGAGUAGCAGUUUUUACUGUAAAGAAUAAGAAAAUGUCAACAGUUUUUGCAGUAAAAAAAAACAUGGCCCCCCCUUUUUUUUCUGAACAUAGAUUCAAACUAGAUUCAAACAUGUGGCAUGCUCUCAAUUUGUAAGAUAUUUGUAAUACAAAAAAACUUUUCAUUAUAUUGCAGAUACAAACGAAGUCCAUUAAAUCAUGUUUUUUUAAUUAUGGAAGACACUACCAUCUCGAGAUCUUAUGUUCUACUGUACUUAAAAUAACUACCAAAGUGAUUGUACAUAAGAAUUGUGUGUGGAUAUGGGAUUGUUGAGAAAUAUUGUUUUUUUAUUUUCCCAUCAACUGCAUUCUUUAAUUGGAAUAGUAUUUUUUUCUUCUUUAAAAUGUUCUAGCCAUUUUCAGACAAGAUUAGUUUGCUUUUAUUGCAAGCAAAAUGUAACCGUGCUUUAAUUUAAGAGUGUUUACGUUCCCACCAGAUAUACAGUGCCCUCUGUAAUUAUUGGGACAAUUGAGCAUUUUUUUUCUUCUUUUGGCUCUAUACUUGGUUUGGAUUUGAACUCAAACAAUGACUAUGAGGUUAAAGUGCAGACUGUCAGCUUUAAUGUGAAGGUAUUUCAUCCAUACUGGGUGAAAUGUUUAGAAAUUACAUCACUUUUUCAACAACAAAAACUAAAAAUUCCCGUGUGUAGUAAAACAUUACAUUUUUGGUCCCAUAUUUGUAGCACGCAAUAAUUACAUCAAGCUUUUGACUCUAAAAAAUGUUGGAUGCAUUUGCUGUUUUGUUUUGGUUGUUUCAUAUGGUUUUGUGCCCAAUAGAAAUGAAUGGUACAUGAUGUAUUGUGUCAUUGGAGUCACUUUUCCUGUGAAUAGAAAUGUUUCUAAGCACUUGGUAGAACACAUUGUAGCGCAGAUAAGCCUGAAUGAGUCGUGAAUAAAAAUGAUAACCGCCCCUGUUAUUGUAAUGGUGAAAGGUUAGCAUGUCUUGUGGGGUCUGAUACUUUUUCACUCAUUAUUCAUGGUUCAUUUGGGAUUAUCUGUAAUCGUGGUAGCAUCCACAUUGAUAUAGAAGUGUUUAGAAACAUAUUAUUUUCAAUAAAAGUCAAACAAAUUACACAAUACAUUAUUUACCAUUAAUUUCUAUUGGGCAGAAAAUAAUCUGAACACAACUAAAACAAAGAGCAAAUGCAUCCAACAAAGUUGUAGAGUCACAAGCUUGACGUAGUCAUUGUGUGCUAUGAAUAUGGGACCAAAUAGUACUUUUUACUACUUUAAUACACAAGUGAAUUUGUCCCUCCCAUUUUAGGGGAGCAAUGUACAAAAAGUCCUGUCAUUUCUAAACGGUGAACCUGCUAUGGAUUAAAUACCCUCAAGUUAAAGCUGAGGGUCUGCACUUUAACCUCAGUCAUUAUUUGAGUUCAAAUCCAAACUUUGAGUAUAGAGUCAAUAGAAGAAAAUGCUUCACUGUUCCAAUAAUUACAGAAGGCACUGUAUAUUAAAAUGAUCAUAGGCUAGCUAUGGUGAACACAAUAAUGGGCAUUCAUAUAAAAUGACUGGGUUCUCGGUUCUCUUAUUAAAUGCCCACACCAGUAGAAA